CUGUCGGCACGCGGCUGAGAAAGAGAGAGAGCAGACGGCUGUCCCCGCGCAGCGACCGCCGACCGACACAACAAGAAAGCAGCGUGCCAGGUAUCAUGACGCACCAAAAAAUGUUGCCACUCGCCUGGACUUUUCUCCCUGACUCCGCCAUGUGACUGUGCCCACGCUGUUUUAAGUCGACUUUUUGGAUGGAGCCGCCAUAUGAGACUUGUGCGUCAUCCGGUCCUGUUUGUCAUCUGUGUCCUGCGUUUCACGUUGUUGUCAGUGUUUGAUGAUGUCAUUAUUUAUUCCAGAUGGAUCUGCGCUCCGCCGCUGCGUCGAGUCCCUUUAAAGUGUGAGGAGACUCGCUCCGCAAACGUGCGUCCCCCUGCUCCACAAACUUGGACCGCUGCCUCUGUUUGUGGCGAACACAAUCCAGCCCUGCAAACCCUCUGUGGCUGCCGGGUGGACGGCGGUGUGACACAGCAAAGGGGACUUUAACGCCGAGAACUAUUACUUCACUAUCACUAAAUCAACUUUUCCUCUGCGGAUGAAGGUUUGUUUGUCCGGUCUGUGUGUCAGUGCGCCCGGCAUAACUGGACCAAGCACAUCUCUUUCAUUCAUCGGUGUAUUAAAUAUUUCAUCUGGACUAAUUUGACCAAUCCAAAAAAAAAAAAAAACCAAACCAAGGAAGAUCCGACUUGAAAGGGAUGCGCAAGCGAGCAUGAUGCUCAGCUUUCUUACCUGCUGUUGUUGCUGACGCACAUUGGGAGAGAAAUGGCAUUGUGAACUAUGUGGAGUCAUCCCUGAGUACCGAGUCGCUGCUCUCCGCGGGUGUAUGGAGAAGAGCAGCCAGAGGAUGACGGGCGGACCCCGGGAGACGCCGGUGAACUCCUCGCCGGCGGUGGCGGCCAACGCGGAGGGCGAGGAAAUAGAGGUUUUGGAAAGCACCGACGUCCUCCCCGUGGCUCCAGAGGACCAAUGGAAGUCUUUGUUUGACAAGUAUGACCCAGACAGUUCGGGCUUCAUUAGUACGGAACGGUUCAGGGACCUUCUGGCGACCCACGGCUCUGAACUAGACCCCCACAAACUGGAAGUCCUAUUGGCCCUGGCUGAUGGCAACGCCGAUGGAAAGAUCUGCUACCAAGACUUUGUCAACCUGAUGAGUAACAAGCGAUCCAACAGUUUCCGGAGGGCCAUUCUGCAGGGGAGCAGGCAGCUAAAAGGCUGCAGUCUCAGAGAUGAGGUAGGCUUGGGGCUUUCUCAGCGACUGGUCCGGCACGUUGCCUACGAGACGCUCCCCCGCGAGGUUGACCGCAAGUGGUACUUUGACAGCUACACCUACUGCCCCCCACCCUGGCUCAUCCUGGCUAUCACCAUUGCUGAGGUAGCCGUGUUCAUGUACUAUGGCUUCCAGCUGGACCGCUUGGUCCUGCAGGUGUCCAGCCCGUCCUUCCUAAAGAGCCCCUUACCUUACCACCCCCAGCUCCGAGCCCAGGCCUGGCGGUACCUCAGCUACAUUUUCAUGCACACUGGGAUUGAACACCUGACCCUGAACAUGGCCAUGCAGCUGCUGGUGGGAGUUCCUCUUGAAAUGGUCCACGGAGCCCUGCGGAUCGGACUGGUCUACGUGUGUGGCGUGCUGGCAGGAUCUCUGGCAGUUUCUGUCACCGAUAUGACGGCUCCAGUGGUCGGAUCAUCUGGUGGCGUAUACGCUCUGGUCUCAGCACAUUUGGCCAAUGUAGUAAUGAAUUGGUCAGGAAUGAAGUGUCAGUUCAAGUUAUUCCGGAUGGCCAUGGCUCUGGUCUGCAUGAGUGUGGAGUUUGGUCGGGCAGUGUGGCUGCGGUUCUACCCUCCGGCCUUCCCUCCGUGCCCCAAUCCCAGCUUCGUAGCUCAUUUAGGAGGGGUGGUGGUUGGUCUGACGCUGGGUGUGGUGGUCCUCCAAAACUACGAGCAGCGCCUCCAGGAGCAGUCACUGUUUUGGAUCUUCUUCUGUGUCUAUACCUUGUUUGUGCUCUGUGCUGUCUUCUGGAACAUCUUUGCAUACAGCUUGCUCGACGUGCGACUGCCUCCGCCACCGUGACCUGCUUAUUGGAGGCAGACAAGACACUGUAUCCCCUUUGUUCCUCCAUAGGUAGAUGCUUGACCGCCUGGCUGGGUGAGUCAACUCAGCCCCCAUAUUCGGAGCUUCAUCGCAGGGUGAUCAGAGUUGUCUGACAGCCACUAUCCUCCUGCAUCCAGUGCUCUGAUGCAGCGAGGAACCUGACAUGCAUCAGCCCUUGCUGCCGCUCCCAUCAUACCUUUCUCAGCCCACCUGCUACCUUUUUCGGGUUAAGCCUUACCAUCAUUCCCGCUUACCAUGCAAGCUAACCUCCAUCUGCCCUUUGUCUACAUUUCUGCUGGACGUUUGUCUCAAGAGUAUCAGCCAGUGAGAUGUUUGUUGGCAACACUUGUGUUGGUAAAUGAGAAGCCUCGGAUCUAACACAACAGGAACAAGCAGGAGCAGUCCUGUCCACAUGGCUCAGCCUUCUCUGCCUCUUCCUCAAUCCAAUGGUGCCUUCUCACGGAGACGUCAGCCUGAUGAAAGUAUUUCUGCACAGUUGCCUCUUGUGUAGGGUGACAGCAGUAAAACCCUGCAGUACAAACCAUUUUCAGGCAGAGAAGUUCCUAAAAAUCCUGUAAUCUGUCUGCACCCUCAUCAUCCGUUAAUAAAGAGCAAGGUCAUAUGAGAAUUUAGGCUUAGUUGGUGUUUUGUCAUCGUUGCAAGCAGCUCAUACGCAUGAGAGGUUUAGAUUAAGCAGACAGCGGGAUAUAGAGAGAGCAUGGAGUAUAUAGUCUACAGCCACCUUCAAUAGUUGUUAUGAAUUUACCUUUGAGGGAAAGUGUGGGUUACUAUUCAGUGUUGCCUUCAGCAUUUGGCACUUCCCCAGAGAAGGAUUAAUUUGUGUUCAGCUUCGUUUGAACCUCAAACUUGUGUCUUUUACUUUUUGUGUGUGUGACAAUUGUACCAUUGUGUGUACAUAUAAAAAAGAAGCAGAAGUGCCAUUCAGACUUUAAGCUUUCAAAAAUGAUGCCAAAACAUUGCUAUGCGCACCAGGGGAAAAGCACGUACCCUUACAAGAAUUACUUUUGCGUAAAAAAGAUGAAAUAUAAUUUUGUGUGUAAGGAGUCAGUCGAAUGUAACAGAAAAUGUUCAUGAUCUUUAAAGAAUCUCUCACUGACACCCUUGGGACAACCCAGAGAUGCAGUCAAAUUCUUGUAUUUUCUUUUGUCCUCUCAGGGCAUUUGCAGAGAAAUUUGCAAUGGAGUGACUUUUAUUUAUUGAUUGGUGAGUUGGUAAAUUAAGAACAGUGGGAUUAAACUAAGAAAAAACAUUCACUAAUGAGGACAGCUGGGCCAUUCUGAAUAAAUCUAGAAUUUUCUAAAACCAAGCAUAGAAGAGGACACAUGCCUGACCUCGACUACAUCCGGGCCGGGGUUGUCUCACUCUCUCAUCAGGAGGCAGCGAGGGCAAGAAAUAAAUCAAUGCUCUCUCAUUAGUUCCUGUCACAAAAGAAAUUGUUAAUUGAUCGAACCAGGAUAGAAAAUGACCCCAGCCCUGAGCUGUAAGUCUCAAACUGUACUGUACUUUAACCUCAUGUUACACUGGUAACUGCUUCGCACAAACAUUAUUAUGAUGUAAUUAUAUACAGCUUAAUAUUUUAACAUGCAUUUGCUGUUGAUUUCUUUUUUACUUGGUGAUAUUGGUAUGUUGUGUAAAUUGUUUGGUCGGUCUGCAUUGUGAUGUGUUAGCUAUAUCCUGUAUGUAUCCUAUUUAAAAAUUGGUUAAAGAUGGUCUGGGGUUGUACAUAAUAAGGGCUAUGACACAAAAAUGAGUGAGGGGUAAAUCGCUGAUAAUAUUUUAACAUUGUGCAUAUUUUGUAGAUUUGAUAUGUACAUACUUGAGUACAUUAAACAGUUUUAUACAGAAACAAAA
Morone saxatilis (striped sea-bass) is the source of this 3955-nucleotide messenger RNA. RefSeq names its product rhomboid, veinlet-like 3 (Drosophila) (gene rhbdl3). The transcript is spliced from 9 exons. Bases 818 to 2062 code for a protein of 414 amino acids. Gene Ontology annotation, molecular function: serine-type endopeptidase activity; calcium ion binding. NCBI's taxonomy places the organism in Eukaryota, Metazoa, Chordata, Actinopteri, Moronidae. Gene Ontology annotation, cellular component: membrane. The record is from RefSeq and is a predicted model, not a curated record.